GGCGGGGGCGGGCCGGGCCGCGGGCUAAGCGGGCCCCGCAGCCGGGCCGACAUGGCGUCGCAGCCGCCGCCUCUCAAGCCGUGGGAGAACCGGCGGCUGGCGGGCACCGUGGCGCCGGCUUUCCAGUCUGCUGACUUGGGUGACAACCUGCUGACCAGGCCUGGACAACCCACAGUUGCACGAAUACCUCCACCUAUUUUACCAAGACCAUCACAGCAAACGGGAAGCAGUAGUCUGAACACUUUCAGGCCAGCAUAUAGCAGUUCUUUUUCUCCAGGCUAUGGUUCAUAUGGAACCUCUUUUUAUGGAAGCUAUAGUCCUUACAGUUAUGGAUAUGGUGGUUUGGGUUAUAACCGCUUUCGUGCCGAUGAUAUUCCUCCCAGCAGGUUUGUUCAGCAGGCUGAAGAAAGCAGCAGAGGUGCAUUUCAGUCCAUUGAAAGUAUUGUGCAUGCGUUUGCCUCAGUCAGCAUGAUGAUGGAUGCUACCUUUUCAGCUGUGUACAACAGUUUCAGAGCUGUGUUGGAUGUAGCCAAUCACUUCUCCCGCCUCAAAGUACACUUCACAAAGGUGUUUUCAGCUUUUGCAUUAGUGAGAACUAUAAAAUAUCUCUACCAACGUCUACAACGAUUGCUAGGUCUGCGGAAGAGCUCUGAGAAUGAGGAUUUGUGGGCUGAAAGUGAGGGGACAGUAGCUCGUGUUGGCCUUGAAGACAAGGCAGCUAACUCUGCAAAAUCCUGGCCCAUUUUCUUGUUUUUUGCUGUUAUAAUGGGAGGUCCUUAUCUGAUUUGGAAACUGCUUUCUACAUACAGUGACGAAGAAACAGUAUCUAGUAACUGGGCGAGUGGAGAAGAUGAUCAUGUAGUUGGAAGAGCAGAAUAUGAUUUCAGUGCUCUCUCAGAAGAAGAAAUUUCUUUCCGUGCUGGUGACAUGCUAAAAUUAGCACCCAAAGAACAACAACCUAAAAUCCGUGGCUGGCUUUUGGCUAGUUAUGAUGGCCAAACAACAGGACUUGUGCCAGCUAAUUACAUCAAAAUCCUGGGUAAAAGAAGAGGUAGGAAAGCAGUGGACCUGGAAAAGAUUACAGAGCAACGGCCGGCCUUUACCCGCACAUCUGUUAGAGGAUCCACUGCUACUGUGACUUUAGAGGAGCAGGAAGCUGCUUUUGAUUCUGUGUUUGCUGGAAGUAAUAAAGCUCCUGUUGCAACUGACUCCACUGUGGUUAGUGGAGAGAAACAGGAACUCUAAUGCACUUUGAUCAACAAAGCAACUGAACUGUGCUUUAUUGAUAAAACUUAGGGUUUGUUGAAAAAUCUGUAUUGUAGUGGAACACUGAUGGGUCUGUACCAGUUAUUGCUGCUACUGACUGGUGAAGGGAUGGAGAAAUGAUUGCUCAAAUUUGUAGUAUUUAUUUUUGACUCACCUAAGGCUGUACAUUAGUGAUUCUACCCAACCACCUGGCAGCAACUAAGAUCUUGAGGCAAGGAGAAUUGAGGCAUUUAUAACAAGGAAACAAAAAAAACCCAAAACAAAACAGGGACUGCCAGCCCAUCCUUGUUAAGAAGACAAGCUGUUGGUGAAAUCUAGAGAUUAACAUCCUGUCUUCAUUGAAAUGUCAGCUUGACAAGAAGCCUCUUCGAUAGAUGUGCAAAGGGAAGGUAGAUUUCUGUAAGCUGUCCUCCAAAACUGGAUGCUGAGGUCUGUAAAAUAGUAGUGUUGCUUCGUUUCCUCCUGAAGGGAGGGAGGGAGAAUUGCAAGAGAAUUAGGUGGUGCAAUUGAAUCGUUAGAAGUUAUAAGUUUACAGAGGAAAAGCGAGGAGGAUUCAGCAGUAGUUUGAACCAGAUCUCUUUUGUUUAUUAAAAGAACAUUAGAAUGAAGGCUGUCCUGCAGUCAGGCACUUUCCAGCACACUUACUUUUACUCCCUUCUGUGGUAAACUAACUUUGCAUCACUCCCAGCCAUUUUGUGUUGUAGCCGGUUAACUGCCUAUCAGUAGUUUAUCAAUUGCCAUCUGCCUCUCAACUUAUUUCUGUUAUUAUUUUUAUAUGAAUGUCGAAAUAUCUCUCCUGCCUUUUAGUGCAGUAGGAAAGCAUUGGGUUGGGGGAAGUUUUCCAUGAGUGGCAAAGAAAAAGUAACAUCUCUUGCUUCAUUGUCUCAGCUGAGGCCUUGGAGUUAACUCUUUAUGCUGCCUUUCAGGUGGUAAAUUUUGCAACUGCCCGUAAUUUGAGGGCUCUGGUUUGUCAAAAGCCACAAAAGCAUUAAGACUGUUCAAAAUAUUUAGUAUAUUCUUCAUAUUGGUGUUUGAAAAUUCUAUAAUGAAAUACCAUUUUGUUUUGUUUUGCUAUGAAGCAGAGAUAAUUAAAACUUUUUUUCCUUGUAGUACAUACGUAUAACAUAUUGAGCUUCUGAAGGUUAGAGCAAUGUGUAAAGUAACUAAAGCUUGUCUUAAUCAUUAAAAUAGCUUUUUUAUUUUAAAGGUACUCAAAAGUAUUAGUGAAAGUAGGGCACGUGCCUCUGCUUAAUUGAUCCAGUAGUUUCAGCUUGUUUCUGCAGAGAUCUUCAACACCCAUUAUGUGUUAGCUAAGCUUUCAGAAUUUAGACUUUAAUUGCAUUUGCUGGCCUUGAGAUCUUAGGAUUCUGUUCAUCACAACAAAACUCUGAGAAGAAAAAUUGAAGUGAGCACAGUUUUAUUGAGGUAUAGUGGCUGAAAAGACAGGUAUUAUGCUGGAACACAAUUUUAAAGAAAACUCUGAAUGCCUGUUGUUGAUAAUUAGAGCAAGAAUUUAAGUGGUUGUGCUCAGUAAUUGGGAGAUGAUGCGAAGAAUUUUUUUUUUUUUUUUUUACUAGACUGUUAGACCUUCAAGUGCAAAGGAACAGGAAAGAGUAGUUAAGGGGCAAAUGAUAAAUUGACACUAUGUUUACUAGGUUUAAAACAGAACACGUUCCUGAGACACUUCCCUAUGUAGCAGGGCAUUGGAGAAAAUUAUCUAUAUUUUGACAUGACAUCUGUUGUUGAUUUAAAUAAAAAUAGCAAACAAUCCUGAAAUAUAAAAUAGGAAUAAAAGGCGGGGAGGAGGGCAAGUAUCAAGUGUACAGUUCUGCCUACAGUGUGUAUUCCUGGAUGGAAUUAAUUUACUUUUGUGAGAUUUAAUUAAUGGAUUGUCAUCCUCUCUUGUGUCAGUGAAAGAUUUCAGUCCGAGGAAGUGUCUGUUAAAUAAAUGAAUAAACCCCAAACUUUAUGUAGAGCAUCUAUUCAAGUAGAUUUUUGUUUUCCUGCUUAGAACAAGUUGGGAAGACAGUACCAUGAUGUUUGUUAGAAUUUUUAAAUCUUGCUAAUUUUUAGAAAUAUUACUUUCAUUUCACUUUUCAGAUCAUACUAUUUUGAAAACAAUUCUUUUAGUAGGAAGAUAGGUUAUUAAUAACUGCGCUGAGUUGGCUUUGUGGUAGUUUGACUCAGUCUACCAAUCGCUGUCAUAACUGUAUCUGCUGAAUCUUGACAAGAAUUUUGAUCCUUUCAGUCUUGUGAUUCCUUUAAUGGGAAAAUAAGGCUCUGAGGAAAUCAAGUUAAAUAACUAACUCACAAUUAAUUGUACUGAUUGCAGAAGGGUAUUAAAAAUCACUGAAGUAAAAUAUAUACUGUGCUUUAAGAUUUUCUUUUUUUUCUUUUUUUUUUUUUUAAUUUUUAGUGUACAAACUAGCAUCAGGAAAAAAAUGUGAGUCCUACAAUUUCACUCUAUGUUUCUGUCUAUAUGUCAGGCUACAGAAAAAACAUCUAUAUGAAUGUUGAUUGAAAAAGGGAGGCUGGUUGGCAGGCUGCUUAAGACUUGAAGAAUUUUAGAAACAUGAGAAUACUAAAAGGAGCAGGUGUGGCUGCAACAGGAGUAUGUAGAAGAAGAGAUCAGAAAAGAGAUGCUGUUAAAAUAUUGUUAAACUCAUGCAUUGACAGUUAUUAAGAUUUGUACGUGCUAAGAUUCCUUUAUGUUAUUCUUUGGAACUACUUAUACUGUAGCAGCGUAGAAGUCAGUAAUAGACCUAUGACAUUUGUUUGUGUAAGGUUUUAGUUUUAUCUUACUUUAAUCUUAUUGAUAAUGUUUAGUAUAGCAGAGCCAUUUUAUGUUUGAAUACUAUCUGAACUAACGACAGAUGCCAGUUUUGACUGGUUCUCUGGGUGCUAGCAGUACGUGAACAUGCACACAUUCAAAGCUUUGUUCAGGUUUCUGAAUAAUAAAUUUAAAAUAUUAUUCUCUUCAUCUAGCAGAACUUAAUAAAAUUGUCUGCCUCUUUUGCACAGGUUCAAAAACUUCCUUCCAUGGAACUAGACUGCAUCUGAGAUAGAUUGUUUUGUCUUACUUGGCAAUCUUUGUGAAAUUUGCUAGUGUGGUAAAUAUUAAAAAAAAUAGAUGCUUAUAUAUCUUGAUCUGUUUGUAAGGACAAUUUUCCAGAAGAGGUACAAACUCAGAAACCAACACAGUGAUUUUUCUUGAUGCACCAUUGUAGAAAUACUCUUGUCCACAAUAGUAGCAGAACUGUAUUUCACAAAACAUAAAUAACGUGAAAGCGUAUGUUUUUAAGUAGUUCUUUCCAGUUUUUUUUUAUCCGUGCAGGUGUGGCCGUAUGUUGGGAUUGGCAAACAUUUUUGGUCUCUAUUGGCAGCUAGUAAUUCCCUGUAUCCACAGAUGGUGAUACACUGUUUUCCCCCUCCCCUCCUUGUGUGGUGGGACCGGUUUUUCAGCAAACAGAUUUGAAACAAGUUUGAGAUGAUAAA
Tyto alba (common barn owl) is the source of this 4761-nucleotide messenger RNA. RefSeq names its product peroxisomal biogenesis factor 13 (gene PEX13). NCBI's taxonomy places the organism in Eukaryota, Metazoa, Chordata, Aves, Strigiformes, Tytonidae. The record is from RefSeq and is a predicted model, not a curated record. The transcript is spliced from 4 exons. Gene Ontology annotation, biological process: protein import into peroxisome matrix, docking. Gene Ontology annotation, cellular component: peroxisome; peroxisomal importomer complex; peroxisomal membrane. The coding region runs from base 52 to 1245 and encodes 397 amino acids. Gene Ontology annotation, molecular function: protein binding.